Messenger RNA from Salmo salar (Atlantic salmon), 3630 nucleotides. RefSeq names its product V-set and transmembrane domain-containing protein 5. NCBI's taxonomy places the organism in Eukaryota, Metazoa, Chordata, Actinopteri, Salmoniformes, Salmonidae. Gene Ontology annotation, cellular component: axon; dendrite; plasma membrane. Gene Ontology annotation, biological process: filopodium assembly; positive regulation of excitatory synapse assembly. The record is from RefSeq and is a predicted model, not a curated record.
AGUACAGGGUGGCAGUACAGGUGUGUCUCUCUGUGUGUGUGUUUUUGCAUGUGUGUGUGUCUGCAUGUGUGUUUACUCUGUUAUUGGCUCCCUCCCUCCCUCUCUCUCUCUCUCUCUCUCUCUCUGUGUUAGUUUUACACAGUAAUCUCCUCCUGAUCCUGUCUGAUAGGCGAGCUGCCGUUGCACAGGUAGCCAGAGAGCACAGAACUGAGAAGGACAGAAGAGAACAUCACCAACAAAAGAGAGAUAAUGUUUUCCACCAGAAUAAAACAUUAACAAUACACUGAGAAUAAAAAGGAAGGAGAAACACGGGAAAUAAUGGAUUUUCAGAGAAGAGUAAAGCGAAUGCUCCAGAAUGCGGAAUGACCCAGUAGACACUCCGUACUGGUGAGAAUAUAUGGACCUGGGGAUCUAAUGUGGCCUUUGCGGCUCUGGGACGCACAGGAAGUCGCUAUUUUCCUCAGCCUCACAUUGUAUGUGUGCCACCUAGCUGGAGCCAUCUCCAUACAGUCUCCUCAGCAGAGUCUGACCAGGCCUGUCCAACAGGAUGUAUUGUUCUCUGUAGACAUCUCCUGUGUUGGGACUCCCACCAUACAAUGGACCUUUAUGUCUGGCAGGGUGAGCAGAGACAUUGGGGCCUGGCAACCUGGGGGGUUUACCAAUGUAUCAGAGGACUACAUGGACAGAGUCCACACAUACACUAAUGGAUCUAUGGGACUGUCGGCCCUACGUAUUCAGGACGCCGGCUUCUACGUGAUCACUGUGACUGAACUGUCCGGGAGCAGCAAAGAUGAAGGAUUUGUCUUGAAGGUGGAAGAGGUUCUGUAUGAGGACCUCCAGUUCCUGGCAGUGUUUGCUGUAGGGCUGGCCUCCCUGGCUGGCUUCCUCAUGGUCUCCAUGUGGCUCAUGGACAAAGCCUACUGCCGGAUCAAGGCAUGGAGACAGAGGAGGCAGAUGCCAGAGAAUGAUUUAACUGACCUGCAACCUCUCUGAUAUGAAGAUCUAUGCAACAGCCAGAUGACACUGCCCAACAACCACUCUGAGCUAAAAUGAAAGACUAAUGUUAAGCGUCCACAGCGUGUAAAUUUCACCAGGUCACUGAUUCCAGGAACAGAUGAAGGAUCGUCAACCUACGUGCCUCAAGACUAGCUGCAUGUAUUCUUUUACUAUCACACACACACACACACACAACAGCUGAUAUUAGUCCAUGCUAUUUUAUGUAAGGAAACACACUGACAAGUGGAAACAAAUUAUAUAUUUAUUUUCACAGCUGAGUUUUUUUUACUGUAACAACAUUUGAAAUAUAUAUAUAUAUAUAUUUUUUUUUUUACAUCGACACGGGUAAGUCAAAUGUCCAAGCAAUUCUACUAACAUCAAUGCAUGAUUUCCACAAAAGUGGAUCGAGAGAGAGAGACCUAAGGACAGGGGGUGAGAGCAGCCAUGAGAAGCUCCAUCUUGUAGACAAAGUUGCGUCCCUCCAUCUUACUCCAGUGGACCUCCUUGUAGGGCCCUCGCAGGUGGUUCCACUUCCCAUCUUGGAUGACGUCAGACUUGGGCAGCUCCUUGCUCUGGCUGCGUGGGAACUGGACCAGGACCUUACAGCCGCUCUCUGGACCAUUACGCACUGGAGAAGAUACAUUCAUUUGGACAAAUGUUACCAUUAUCUUAUACAUUUCAGUCAUUAUAUUAGUUUUCAGACUAAAUUAGUUGUUUAAGGUGUAUGACAUCCAAUAUGCCUGAUUGAUUGAUUGAUUGAAGACGGUACCUGAGAUGGCGUACUCCCCGUUGGAGGAGGCGACGGUGAUGGCCGAGGCAUUUCCGAUGCUCUCCACAGAGCCCAGGCCCACAUGGUUACUGAAGCUCAGAACAUGCCAACCCAUCACCUUAGCUAGCUGCUGUACCGCAUGGACCUGGUGCUGAGACAUCUGUAGUACCAGGGGACAGACACAGGGGACACUGUUACUCACACUGGUUCUAACAGGCAGCUACAAAAAGGCUACAUCAAUACUUUGAAAUUGAUUUGAAUAAAAGUUUCCCUGGAGCAAUAAGCCAAGUGAAGAACUAGGUCUAGCAAAUGUUAUGCACUUCAGAAAAUAUAGGUGGCUUCUAGCUAUACUUGAGUGUAAUACAGGGUACAUAAACAGCAGUUGGCGGUGGUAUGACAGCAGUCACUGUGUCCCUUGACCUGGGAGAGAAGGAAGUCCUGCAGCUCCUGUUCCUGGUGAGAGAGUGUGAUGACACGGCCGUCCCUGUGCACCACUCGUAUCUGCUCAACCCCUAUGUUCAGCUGCAGCUGGAUAGACCUGCACACACCCACACAGAAGGUCAUCGAACAUUCUUUCUCCAUGGUCAAAGUUUUUGCUAGACAAGACUUUUUAUUUUUACCGAACGUUGAAAAAGCUGAAAAAUUGGCCAAUUAAAUUGGUGGUAAUUCAUUAAGGUGAAACCUCUUCUUCUGUUGUUCGAGCAAGGAACCUAACUUUUUCCCUUUUAAUGUAUUCUCACCAUAUAUCCAGGCUGUAUCACAACUGGCUGUAAUUGGGAGUCCCAUAGGGCGGCGCACAACUGGCCCAGCGUCAGCCGGGUUUGGCCAGUGAAGGCCGUCAUUGUAAAUAAGAUAUUUUUCUUAACCAACUUGCCUAGAAGAUAUGUUGACACUUCCUGGCCCAGAAGUAUAUUCUCUAAACACUGUCCCUUAAACCAUGUAGAAAUAGUAUUCUGCCUCUGUUGCUCUGGCCUGGCCAGUCCUCCUGGCUUUAACAGUACUCUGCCUCUGUUGCUCUGGCCUAGCCAGUCCUCCUGGCUUUAACAGUACUCUGCCUCUGUUGCUCUGGCCUGGCCAGUCCUCCUGGCUUUAACAGUACUCUGCCUCUGUUGCUCUGGCCUGGCCAGUCCUCCUGGCUUUAACAGUACUCUGCCUCUGUUGCUCUGGCCUAGCCAGUCCUCCUGGCUUUAACAGUACUCUGCCUCUGUUGCUCUGGCCUGGCCAGUCCUCCUGGCUUUAACAGUACUCCGUCUCUGUUGCUCUGGCCUAGCCAGUCCUCCUGGCUUUAACAGUACUCUGUCUCUGUUGCUCUGGCCUAGCCAGUCCUCCUGGCUUUAACAGUACUCUGCCUCUGUUGCUCUGGCCUAGCCAGUCCUCCUGGCUUUAACAGUACUCUGUCUCUGUUGCUCUGGCCUAGCCAAUCCUCCUGGCUUUAACAGUACUCUGUCUCUGUUGCUCUGGCCUAGCCAGUCCUCCUGGCUUUAACAGUACUCUGCCUCUGUUACUCUGGCUUGGCUCCUGCUUCACUUACUUGCAGAUCUGCUCGUAACCCUGGGAGGUGAUGAGGACUUUGACACUGGACUCGUACACAUCGUUGAUGUUGGACCAGUGGGCCUGGAUCUGGGGGUCUUCUAUACGGCUGGCCAGGCUGUCGAUGGUCCGCGCCGUCCUGAAACAGACACCAGGGGUGGACUUGCAGUCAAUGUUGAUUUGCUGUCCUGUAAAAUGUUUAUUCAGUAACAUAUUGUUUCCUUGUGCAAACAUUUUUGAUGAUUUGUGAUUUGACAAAAAAGAUAAGGGGUGCUUUGAGUGAAACAACAAGCCUGACAGAAGAAUAUUAUAAUUAAUAAAACAGUAUGAGCUUA